Messenger RNA from Octopus bimaculoides (California two-spot octopus), 3785 nucleotides. RefSeq lists its product as uncharacterized. Lineage: Eukaryota; Metazoa; Mollusca; Cephalopoda; Octopoda; Octopodidae. Gene Ontology annotation, biological process: regulation of DNA-templated transcription. The record is from RefSeq and is a predicted model, not a curated record. Gene Ontology annotation, molecular function: amyloid-beta binding; transcription factor binding. Gene Ontology annotation, cellular component: nucleus; cytoplasm.
GUGCACUGCAGUAGGAAGCCAAACACUUUGAUAGAGUGAAAAAAAUUUUAUAUAAUGAGAGAGUGAGUGAUAGAGACAUAGUAUUAGUUGAAGGAGGAGCAAGCUGACAAAUAAUUUGGUAGGAGGGAGUGAGGGAGUUGAAAGCGAGUAAUGACUUAGAGAGUAAGAUGUCUAUGAGAGAGGAGAAAUAAGUAGAGAGAAAGAGACAGCUGCACUGAAUAAGAGAACGAUAUACAGUGAGAAGAACGAUUAGUACUGCAGUUGGUUGUUUGACGACGUAUGAAAACCGUCGUCCUUCAUUUAUGGCAGAAUUCGCUUCUCCCACGGACAUUUAUCCGCACAGAUACAAGGCUAAAUAGGAUAAUUAGCUGACUUUCAGGAUAAGGUAAGCCUUUGCUUAGCACUGCUUCAAACGACAUCUAAAUAUUCGGAAGUGUUAACAAAAUAUGUUUUAUAUACACUUCUAACCAAAAGAGAGAGAAAAAAAAAAAAGGUGCGUGUCUGUGUGAGAAAGAUCAGAAGAAAGCCAUCUAACCAAGAACUGUAGUCAUCAUUCUAAAGACAAACCACCAACGAUUUAUUUGUCACUCUGUCUAACUCAAUCAGUACAUUUUUAUUCUUCUACUUAUCGGUUUAUAUUGAUAUUUAAUCUGUUUUUUGUAAUAACAGUAUUUGAAACCUUGCUUUUAUUCCUCCCUUCCAUUGAGACUUGUAUUCAUAAUUAAAAUUAUGUCGGAAUCUCCCAUUGACAACACUGAACCCUUUUUGAGUUUCGCCAACCCUAACUAUCAGUUUGAGGACCGUUUGAAUAGUAAUGUUGGUAAUAUGUUAGCCAGUACUACCAGUUCGGGUGUUGGUCAUAGUAUUGGUGGUAGCGGUGGCAUUGUGACUUCGGAACUGAUCGAUGUGAGUGGUCAGCCGAUCAGCUCGCACAUCAAGGAUCGUAUGUUAUCCACUAACGGGACAGAAUCGAUAGAUUUCAGAAAUUCAAUUACCAAAAAUUCAACUUCCUCCUACUUAAAUGAGGAAGAUCUCGAUCUAGACAUUCACAAUCUAUCCAUCUCGUCUUCCAAGUCUCUCUCGUCUCGCUAUGAAGAGAACAAGGCAGUUGAUGUUGUCGAUGACGACGAGGAAGACGACGAGGAAGACGAUGACGAAGAUGAUGAUGAUGAGGAAGAAGAAUUUGAUAUCGAAGAAGAAAAAGAAAACCUUAUAUAUUUUGAACAGGAUCCCCAAAAUUAUGAUCAUAGAAUUCACUUGCAACACUUAGAACCAUUACAGCAAGUAACAACCCAUAAUUCAGAUGUGAAACAACGCAGGCAGUACGCCCAGCUCGAUUUGUCAUCUUUUGAUCUCAGCCCAUCUGAUGGGCACAAUCCUUUGGCUGCAGGACACGAACUUGGCAUGUUAAUGUCACCUUGUGAUGGAACCGGGGAUACAAUCAGUGAUGAUGACGACACAAGUGGUACUUACGAACAGUUAGAAAAAGACCCUUUGCUAGUAUACAAAAAUGUAGAUGAUGAUGACGACGAUGAGGAUGACGAUGAUGACGAUGAUGAUGACGACGACGACGAUGAUGAAGAUGGCAUGGGUGUGUACGAAAUAGAAUAUGAUGACGACGAUGUCUACGCUGAACAAGAUGAAUAUGAUGAGGAAGAGGAUAACAGAUUAAAUGAGGAGGAACGCCGUCGAAAAAAUAUCAAAGACAACAUAAGCAGACAACAUAUCAGUGUUGUUGGUCUGACAACUAGCACUGGUUGCAAUCGGGACUUAAACGCUUUGUCAGAUGAGAAACCCCGCAGUUUCCUUGAAUAUUAUUCUUUGCUGGAAGCGAAAGCUCAUGAGAGGCAGAUACGUGAUGACAUCAAUGAAGCUGACCAGCGGCUUGAACGCCUGGGAGUUGUCGAUGUUAAUAUUAUUGAUAAAGUGGGUCCCCAAGGUAAUAUUGAAGAUGAUGAAGAUGAGAAUACUAAGAUGAUUUCAUUUGAAAAAUCAAACAACCUGAAAAACGAGCAGUACAUGAAGAACCUUAAAGAGAUAAACUCUCCUGAUUCUCAUGAUAGUGGAAUCCAAUCUGACUCUCGUUUGGAUGAGAACAUCCUAAAUAUUCCAUCUGGGGCCAAUAACAUUCCUUCGAGUGAUGAAGAAGAUUUAGAGGACAAUAUUGAUAAUGAUAAUUUGAGACAUUAUGAUGAUGAUGUUGACGAAGUGGAAGAUGAUGUAGAUGAGGUCAAUGAUGUUGACAACAUUGAUUACGAUGAUGAAGAUGAUAGAGAGUCUGUUGAGGAAAAUAACUCAGAAACCCUCAUCGAUGGGAAACUUGAUUCUGAGGAGACUACGCCUAUAGAACAGUUACCCCUAGGCUGGGAAAAACACGAGGAUGAAGAUGGUCCUUACUACUGGCACAUACAGAGUGGGACCAUACAGCGGUCUCCUCCACCUCCACCUUCACCUGGCCAGAUGGAUUCCAAGCGCUCUCUUUCCAGUGACAGUAGUCAGGCUUCAGCACCUAGUUCAGUGCCUUCAAGCCCCAAUAGCACCAGUUCCAACACAGAAGAACAUUUACAAGCAUUUGAAAGUCAUGUAUUAAAAUAUGCUGCUAAAUCCUUGCAGUCUCUGUGUUCCAGCACAGCAAAAUCACCUGUACCAAUCAGGAAAUUUUCAAAGCAUGAGCCUGUGCGCUUUGCUGUUCGUUCAUUUGGCUGGGUGUGCAUUGCUGAUGAUGAUCUGAGCCCUGAAAAAAGUAGCAAAGCUGUUAAUAAGUGCAUAUUAGAUCUAUCACUUGGACGCAAUGACCUCAACGACGUCGUCGGCCGCUGGGGAGAUGGAAAAGACCUCUACAUGGACCUAGAUGACCAUAGCCUACGUCUGGUGAGUCCUAAUGAUGGCACUAUCCUCAACAUCCAACCAAUUCAUACCAUACGUGUUUGGGGUGUUGGACGUGAUAAUGGCAGAGAUUUUGCAUAUGUAUCACGUGACAAGACAACUCGUAAGCAUAUGUGCCAUGUGUUCCGCUGUGAGACACCAGCUCGAGAGAUUGCCAACACACUGCGUGAUAUCUGCAAACGGAUAAUGUUGGAACAAGGUCUCCAGCAGAAUAAUGCCAUGAAUCGCUUAAACCGCCCCACUGACCUUCCAAAUCUUGACCGUAGCAAGCAAACAAAUGGUCAGAAGCUCACUUUCCAAAACCUUUAUAACAAUGCAUCAUUUCCAACACCAAUGGAAGAACCAAAGAAAGUAGUACGCUGUCAUUAUCUUGGCUACAAGGAGGUUUUCAAAGCAAGUGGUAUGGAGACUCUUAACAAUGCUAUUGAGAGCUUGUAUGCCAAAGUGCCCCCUGAGAUGUGGAUCUUUGUUGAUGUUGCUAUUGCACCAUCAACUAUCACCAUUUCAGAGCACAACAAUCAAGAGAAGAAGAUUGAUGAAUGCAGAGUGCGUUUCCUUUCAUUUCUGGGCAUUGCAAUGAGCAAUGUCAAACUAUGUGCUUUCAUCAUGCACACUGCAGAGGACCAGCAUUUUGCCCAUGUUUUCCACUGUGAACCAUCGGCGGGACCUUUGUGCAAGACUAUUGAAGCAGCCUGUAAACUAAGAUAUCAAAAAUGCCUUGAUGCUCACCCCCAGACACCAACCACGCAGAAAUCACAGCACGGCAAAAGCCUGGGUGCUAGCAUCAAAAAGAGUGUGAAGUCUAUAGUGAAUUCAAUUUCUCAUAAAUACAGACCCCCAAAGUGACAUGGUUCAGACAACUAGCAUUACUCAUUUGCAAUGUUGCCACAUUUUAUGUG